Prunus armeniaca (apricot) is the source of this 240-nucleotide messenger RNA. The record is from the annotation of a GenBank genome assembly. NCBI's taxonomy places the organism in Eukaryota, Viridiplantae, Streptophyta, Magnoliopsida, Rosales, Rosaceae.
AUGGUGCUCAGAAUUGGAUUCCUAGUUGGGUUUGGUUUUUUCAAGGUGGAUUUGGAUCCCGACUUACUUGGUUCGUACGAAUAUCCUGUGCUAGAGAUGAUACCAUCUCUCAUGAAUCAGUCAAUGGGCGAAAGUUCUCAUGGUGGAGAGGUCUAUGCUAAGUGUUAUGAUGAGAGGGGUCAGCCAAAUAAGCGAAAUAGCAAACAAGGUAACAAGGGGAAAUCAAAAUUUGAGGGAUAG